GUGAGCUUGGGUUUGAACAAUCUUACGUGUCAUUCUCAGAGUUUCAGUCAUUCAGAAACCUCCUGGACACUUUUUUGAGGACAAAUCCAUGCUGGGUCUGGAUUUGUUAUUGAUGAGCUGUGGUCGCAUUGGUUAACGGUUGCUAACUUGCUAGAAGCAUGAAGGCUUUGAUCCUGGUGGGGGGGUAUGGGACCCGGUUGCGACCGCUCACCCUGAGCGUCCCAAAACCUCUGGUGGAGUUCUGCAACAAACCCAUCCUGCUGCAUCAGGUGGAGGCACUGGUCAAAGCUGGGGUGGACCAUGUUGUUCUGGCGGUGAGCUACAUGUCAGAGCUGCUGGAGAGAGAGAUGAGAGUCCAGGAGCAGAGACUUGGGAUUCGUAUCUCUCUGUCUCAUGAGAGGGAGCCUCUGGGAACAGCGGGUCCUCUGGCGUUGGCUCGAGAGCUGCUGAAUGUGGACAACGAGCCGUUCUUCGUCCUGAAUUCAGACGUCAUCUGUGAUUUUCCCUUCAAAGAUCUGCUGCAGUUCCACCGCAACCACGGCAAGGAGGGAACCAUCGUGGUAACUCGGGUGGAGGAGCCCUCUAAAUACGGUGUGGUGGUGUUUGAGGCGGAGGGCGGGAGGAUCCAUCGCUUCGUUGAGAAACCGCAGGUGUUCGUCUCUAACAAGAUCAAUGCCGGCAUGUACAUCUUCAAUCCCAGCAUGCUCAGCAGGAUCCAGCUGAGACCAACGUCCAUAGAGAAAGAGAUAUUUCCUGUCAUGGCAGAGGAGGGACACCUGUACGCCAUGGAGCUACAGGGUUUCUGGAUGGACAUCGGUCAGCCUAAAGACUUCCUGACCGGGAUGUGUAUGUACCUUCAGUCGGUACGACAACACGCUCCUGAGCGGCUACGCACGGGGCCCGGUUUCCUUGGCAACGUUCUGGUGGACCCGACAGCUCAGAUCGGAGAGAACUGCACCAUCGGCCCAAACGUGACCAUCGGCGCCGGCGUGGUUGUGGAGGAUGGCGUCAGGAUAAAACGAUGCACGGUGCUGAAGGGAGCGCGGGUUCGAUCGCACUCUUGGCUGGAGAGCUGCAUCGUGGGGUGGAGCUCCUCUGUUGGCCAGUGGGUUCGUAUGGAGAAUGUGACGGUGCUGGGGGAGGAUGUGAUCGUGAAUGACGAGCUUUACCUGAACGGUGCCAACGUCCUGCCUCACAAAUCCAUCAACGAGUCGGUACCAGAGCCACGGAUCAUCAUGUAGCAUCGGGUGGAGGAGAAAAGCUCAGCGCCUUUUAUACGAACUCAAGUCAACACCCAAACUGUGCCAGAGAGAAGGGGGGGG
Messenger RNA from Seriola dumerili (greater amberjack), 1322 nucleotides. RefSeq names its product GDP-mannose pyrophosphorylase B (gene gmppb). Gene Ontology annotation, biological process: GDP-mannose biosynthetic process; cell wall mannoprotein biosynthetic process. Lineage: Eukaryota; Metazoa; Chordata; Actinopteri; Carangiformes; Carangidae. Gene Ontology annotation, cellular component: cytoplasm. The transcript has 10 exons. The record is from RefSeq and is a predicted model, not a curated record. Gene Ontology annotation, molecular function: GTP binding; mannose-1-phosphate guanylyltransferase (GTP) activity. The coding region runs from base 159 to 1241 and encodes 360 amino acids.